Messenger RNA from Stegostoma tigrinum, 3085 nucleotides. It is a transcript of the gene ddx59, whose product is annotated as DEAD (Asp-Glu-Ala-Asp) box polypeptide 59. Bases 559 to 2340 code for a protein of 593 amino acids. Gene Ontology annotation, molecular function: RNA helicase activity; ATP binding; nucleic acid binding. The transcript is spliced from 9 exons. NCBI's taxonomy places the organism in Eukaryota, Metazoa, Chordata, Chondrichthyes, Orectolobiformes, Stegostomatidae. The record is from RefSeq and is a predicted model, not a curated record.
AAAUUGUAGUCCUGACCUCGGUAACAUUCCCGGUCAAAUAGAUUUGAAAAUAAACUUCAAACAGAAGCGACUGGAAUUCCGGCCCGGAUCAUAUAUCUGAUCGCAUACUUUACGUGCAAUCGAAUGUCUUCCGACCUCAUUGAUAACCCCUCCCCCAACUACGGCAGCCAUGGAGCGGUUCGUCACUGCGGACUGAUUUCCAGUUGCACCCUGUGGCUUGCCGGAGAGUCACAUUCAAUAAGGGAUGAGCGAAACACAUCGAGGUGUCGAACGGUCCUAUCUUCCUGGAGUGCGGCUUUCCGAAGUUGUGGCGGGCAGCGAGAGGCAAUGAUCUUGUGCCCCAGUUUUGACACCAUACUCCAGUGAACCCAACCAGUGUAUAUACAGAUUUACUGUAGUUUCCAUAUAUUUGUACUCAAUGCCAUCAUACAGAGCCCAGGAUCAGUUGCGUCCUGAGUGGUUUUCUGGGUUUAUUAAAGAGGUUGUUAAAUGUUUCACAGCUGCAGAAUGUGUUGACUAUCCAGCGAAGUCUCUCUGUUUCUCCAAAGAUUGACAGCCAUGUUUGUCCCCCGGUCGCUGAAGGUGAAAAGAGUGGAAGAAAGUGAGGGCCAACAUGCCAAGAGAAGUAAAGUCGUUUCCGAUGACUUAGGGAACACCGAACAUCCCCAGGGAGUCACAGAAAACCCUGAGGCCACUGCUGGCCCAGAGGAGGAGGAGGAGGAGGAAGAGCCAGUGAAGCAGCUGAGCAAAGGCCAGCGCUGGCCGGAGCCAGGAGAGCCUGUCUGCUCGGUGUGUGGCCGAUAUGGGGAAUAUAUCUGCAAUGAGACUGAUACGGAUGUGUGCAGCAUGGAGUGUAAAGCCCAGAAUCUGCAGUGUUUGGGAAUGGGGUGUCCAGCAUCCUUUCCUGUUCCUGAGACAUGGCCUAGCCUGCAGCCAGAGGAGCAGUUUGCCCAGGCUGGCAACUACCUGGAGCACCCAUUUAUCUCUAGCCUGAACACUGAGCAGGUGGAGGCCCUGCAGCAUCAACUUGGCAUUGCUGUGUCAGGUCCAGCUGUCAGGCCCAUUGUGGAAUUUGAGCAUUGUGGCUUCCCCGACACCCUGAAUGCCAACCUGGCAAGGAUGGGCUACCUGACCCCUACCCCGGUUCAGAUGCAGAUGCUGCCACAAGGCUUGGCAGGGAAAGAUGUUUUGGCGGCAGCGGACACUGGCUCAGGAAAAACCGCGGCUUUUCUGCUUCCCGUCAUCAUGGCGGCACUGCAACAGAACAAGAAGACUUCACCCCAGCAACCUACUGGGUUGAUCCUGACUCCGACACGUGAACUUGCCAUUCAGAUCGAAGGGCAGGCCAGGGAGCUGAUGAUGGGUUUGCCCAACAUGAGAACUGCACUGCUAGUCGGUGGAAUGCCUUUACCCCCACAGCUCCACCGCCUCAAACAAAACAUUCAGGUCAUUAUUGCAACUCCAGGGCGGCUGCUGGAAAUUCUAAAGCAAAAAGCUGUCACCCUGUGUGGAAUGCAGAUUGUGGUGGUGGAUGAGGUUGACACCAUGUUGAAGAUGGGAUUCCAGCAGCAGGUGUUGGACAUUCUGGAGAAAAUUGCCUCAGAGCAUCAAACGGUUUUGGUCUCUGCCACCAUCCCAGCAGGUAUUGAGCAGCUGGCCAGCCAGUUCCUGCAGGACCCAGUCAGGAUCACUGUUGGAGAGAUGAACCAGCCUUGUUCCAAUGUCCGUCAAAUUAUCCUUUGGGUGGAGGAAGCCUCCAAGAAGAAGAAACUGUUUGAGAUUCUGAAUGAUGGCAAGCUCUUCCAACCCCCCGUGCUGGUGUUUGUGGACUGCAGACUGGGAGCUGAUCUGCUAUCAAAUGCUGUGCAGACUAUCACAGGCCUGAAGACAGUGGCUAUUCACUCAGACAAGGCCCAGCGUGAACGGAAUCAGAUUCUGCAGGGCCUGCUUCAAGAUGACUAUGAGGUUGUUGUCAGCACAGGAGUCCUCGGCAGAGGGCUGGAUCUUGUCAAUGUCACAUUGGUUGUGAACUUUGACAUGCCGCCUACCAUGGAUGAAUAUGUGCAUCAGGUGGGGAGAGCAGGACGGUUGGGUCACCAGGGAACAGCAAUCACCUUUGUUAAUAACAGCAGCAGCAAGCAUUUCUUGGAACUGGUGAAGCGGGUGAAGCCAACAGGUACACUGCUGCCUCCGCAGCUCCUUAACUCCCCCUAUUUGAAUGAGCAACAGCGCAGAGAACAACUGAGAAACAAGCAGCAAGCACAGCAAGACAUGGUGACUGGGAAGAGUCUGAUUGAUAUCAUCAGGAAGCAUGACCGCUGUGCACUGCAGAAACGAUAAUCUGUGACUUGUGGUGAGGGGACAGGCUGGGCACCUGGUUAACAGCAGUUUGUCUCUACUGGGCUUAUUUUCCAUUGUCGCACUGGAUCUGAGUACAGGCCAUGAGGGUGAUGUAUACUGCAUUACAUGAAACUGGGCAGAGCGAAAUUAAUUAAAAUGAUGUUUUUAAGUAUUCUGUAUGAGGUGUGUAUACUUGUCUGAUCAGCAAUAUAUUUACAGCGAUUAAAAUCAGACUUUCAACUUGCUUAUAGUCAUGAGAUGGGCAUGAGGGUAGCACUUGGGUAAGUGUUCUGUGCUGACCAAUUGCGGCAAGUUUAUGAUAAGCCAACCCAUGCACUUAAUAUUCCACUUGUUUCACUGACAUUGUCUAUGAAUUUUUCUCCUUUAUGUUUGCACUUAGAAAAGUGCAGAAUUUGAGGCACCCAGUUACACAUUGGUAUCAAACAUGACCUCAUGAGGGUAGAUUGUGGUAUGCUGAUGCACAACAGGUGCUUUGUUUCCUCCUUAACAAUACGAACCAGGAUCACCGCUGAAGUAAUUGUCAGUAUGGCAGCUUAUCUGCUGAAGAUGAGUCACUGGCCACCAGCAGCUUGAUUUAGGAGGCUUCAAACACAUUCUGUUUAAUUGCUUACCACAAACAAUUGGAUGGAACUUCUAUCCUGUGAGUGAUUACACUGAAUCCAGAUCUCUCAGUUGAUUGACAUGGCCAUUCUUAAUAAUGUUACCAAUAAAAGCAAUGAAGUUA